AAUCAUAUCCAUCUUAUCCAUCAAUUCACCAUUGGCUCACACUCAUGGCACACCAAAAUUGCAAGAGAGCAAUAAGGAUUAAGGGACGAAUGAAUUGUGUUUUGUGAUAUUGAGCUAAUUACAAGUGUGAUCAUGAAGCUCUUACAAGUUACUUCACCUCCAAAUUUCCAUUCUUGCACCUUCCCAAGCAUUCCUUCUUCUGCCAAGCCCACAUUUCCACCCUUCUCUUCUCCGACAAUCACCAAAAGCCGGCUCAUCACUAGAGCUCACCGGCCAACAUGGCUCCCUGGCCUCGACCCACCAUCUCACCUUGAUGGCAAACUUGUUGGUGAUUUUGGAUUUGACCCUCUUGGUCUCGGUGAGGACCCAGAGAGCCUUCGGUGGUAUGUCCAAGCCGAGCUUGUCCAUUGCCGGUUCGCCAUGGCCGGAGUCGCCGGCAUUCUCUUUACUGAUUUGCUUCGGGUAACAGGGAUAAGCAAGUUACCAGUUUGGUAUGAAGCAGGCGCUGUGAAAUUUGAGUUUGCAAACACUACCACACUUUUCAUUGUGCAACUCCUUCUCAUGGGAUUUGUGGAAACAAAAAGGUACAUGGAUUACAAAAAUCCAGGAUCACAAGCUCAAGAAGGCACAUUUUUUGGAUUGGAAGCUUCUCUUGAAGGUUUAGAACCAGGAUAUCCUGGAGGUCCAUUGCUGAAUCCACUUGGUCUGGCCAAGGACAUCCAAAAUGCCACUGAAUUAAAACUAAAAGAAAUCAAGAAUGGGAGACUUGCAAUGGUAGCAAUGGUGGGGUUCAUUGUGCAAGCAUAUGUAACUCAUGCUGGACCAAUUGAUAACCUAAUCACACACCUCUCAAAUCCAUGGAACAAGACCAUAAUUCAAACCCUAACAGCCUCUUAUUCUUGACAACACAAUGCAUUUGCCAAUCAAAACAAAACCCUAAAUCAAUCUGUAGUUUCAACUUCCUUGUUUUCACUUCAUUUAUCAUUUCAUUUAAGAGUACAAAAAUUUAAAUAA
This is a messenger RNA of Dioscorea cayenensis subsp. rotundata (Guinea yam), 1014 nucleotides long. RefSeq names its product photosystem I chlorophyll a/b-binding protein 5, chloroplastic. NCBI's taxonomy places the organism in Eukaryota, Viridiplantae, Streptophyta, Magnoliopsida, Dioscoreales, Dioscoreaceae. Gene Ontology annotation, cellular component: membrane. The transcript is spliced from 6 exons. The coding region runs from base 133 to 903 and encodes 256 amino acids. Gene Ontology annotation, biological process: response to light stimulus; photosynthesis, light harvesting in photosystem I. The record is from RefSeq and is a predicted model, not a curated record.